Messenger RNA from Petromyzon marinus (sea lamprey), 2610 nucleotides. Lineage: Eukaryota; Metazoa; Chordata; Hyperoartia; Petromyzontiformes; Petromyzontidae. The record is from RefSeq and is a predicted model, not a curated record.
GAGCGGCCAUUGCUCGAGGGUUAGAGAUCGUUACGCCACCCGCGUUAGGCCUCUCCCCCUCCCACCCCCCCCACAGUUGAUCUCUCUCACCAAGGUGGCCGUCUUAACUUUGGUGACAUUAUCGAAGCCGCAGGAAAAAAAUAUUAUUUUUUUUCCCUUAAGGAGACGAACGGAGGAGAAGCGUCGCGGAUUGCGAGAGGGAGGAGGGAGGAAGGGGGGGGGAGAGAAGACCUCGGGUGCGAAGACUUUUUUUCUGGCGACACUUACGGACGUCUUUUCGUAGUCGCUUUAACACAAAAUCGUGUCGGUUUCGGCUCCCCACCCCCCUCUCCUCCUCCUGAUCCUUCCCCGUCCCCCUUCCAACUGCAAGGCACGCCGAGGGGAAAAAGGCGGACAAGACUUGGGAGGGGGGUGUGUGUGUGUGUGAGCGCGUGUGUGUGCGAGAGAAAAUCGCGGAUUAAUUCCGACCAAAAGUGACUCUUCGCAGGGAGAGGGAGGGAAGGAGUGAAGAGAAGAAGUGAAGGGAUAGGGGGGUGGGUGGGGAAAUAAUCGACGGAAGUGUUCGGCCACCGAGAGCAACGUUCGACGCGACAGCUGACCGGCAACGUAAACGAGCGAUAACAAAUUUUUUAAAAAAAAAUUCGCGUUCAAUCUUUGCCUGUUUUAGGGAGGCGACGAGGGGAGGAAGGGGGGAAGAUAGGAAAUCGAGGCCUACGCCAUUUUCCCUGAUGCUCUCCCCCGUCUCACCUGGCCCCGGAGCUCCUUAGGUGCAUCCGCCCAGAGUCGAGACGCCGGCCGCCCUCACAGGUGCCUGUGGCUGCCCCCAGGGCUCCCCAUGCGUAGGUAGGGCGGGGUGGGGAAAAUGAGCAUCAGCAGCGAUGAAGUGAAUUUCCUGGUCUACCGCUACCUGCAGGAGUCAGGCUUCUCCCACUCGGCGUUCACGUUCGGCAUCGAGAGCCACAUCAGCCAGUCGACGAUCAACGGUGCGCUGGUGCCGCCCGCCGCCCUCAUCUCCAUCAUCCAGAAGGGGCUGCAGUACGUGGAGGCGGAGAUCUCCAUCAACGAGGAUGGCACGGUGUUUGAGGGGCGGCCCAUCGACUCUUUGUCUCUCAUCGACGCGGUGAUGCCAGACGUGGUGUCCACGCGACAGCAAGCCUACCGUGAGAAGAUAGCGCAACAGCAGCAGCAACAACAGCAGCAGCAGCAACAACAGCAGCAGCAGCAACAGCAGCAGCAGCAACAACAGCAACAACAACAGCAGCAGCAACAACAGCAGCAGCAGCAGCAGACAGUAGUGGGGGUGGGUGCCCUUCCAGGACAAAUGGUGAAUGCGGCCAAGAACGGAGAGCCCGUGGAGAAUGGGGGGCACAGCCUGUCAAACAGCCACGCGGACGCCAUGGAGGUGGACGCCACCGACGGGGACAUCGAGAUCCCCCCCAGCAAGGCGACGGUGCUGCGUGGACACGAGAGCGAGGUGUUCAUCUGCGCCUGGAACCCCGUGUGCGACCUGCUCGCCUCUGGGUCCGGAGAUUCGACGGCGCGCAUAUGGGACCUACGGGAAGGUGGAGGUGGCGGUGGUGGCGGUGGUGGCGGUGGCGGUGGUGGCGGUGCCAAUCAGCUGGUGCUGCGCCACUGCAUCCGAGAGGGCGGCCAAGAUGUGCCCAGCAACAAGGACGUGACGUCACUCGACUGGAACAGUGAGGGGUCACUCCUGGCGACGGGCUCCUAUGAUGGAUUUGCUAGGAUAUGGACCAAAGACGGGAACCUUGCCAGCACGCUGGGGCAGCACAAGGGCCCCAUCUUCGCGCUGAAGUGGAACAAGCGGGGAAACUACAUCCUGAGUGCCGGCGUCGACAAGACGACCAUCAUUUGGGACGCUCACACGGGAGAGGCCAAACAGCAGUUCCCCUUCCACUCUGCCCCAGCGCUGGACGUGGACUGGCAGAGCAACACCAGCUUUGCCUCGUGCAGCACGGACAUGUGCAUCCACAUCUGCCGCCUGGGCGCCGACCGGCCAAUCAAGACCUUCCAGGGUCACACGAACGAGGUGAACGCCAUCAAGUGGGACCCCUCGGGGUCGUUGCUCGCAUCCUGCUCCGAUGACAUGACGCUCAAGAUUUGGAGCAUGAAGCAGGAUGCAUGCGUGCACGACCUGCAGGCGCACAGCAAGGAGAUCUACACCAUCCGCUGGAGCCCCACGGGGCCAGGGACCAGCAACCCCAACGCCAACCUCAUGCUAGCCAGCGCGUCGUUUGACUCGACGGUGCGGCUGUGGGACGUGGACCGGGGAAUCGGCAUCCACACCCUCACCAAGCACCAGGAGCCCGUGUACAGCGUCGCCUUCAGCCCCGACGGGAAGUACCUGGCCAGCGGCUCCUUCGACAAGUGUGUCCACAUAUGGAACACGCAGACGGGCUGCCUGGUGCACAGCUACCGGGGCACGGGGGGCAUCUUCGAGGUUUGCUGGAACUCGUCGGGCGACAAAGUCGGGGCAAGCGCCAGCGACGGAUCGGUGUGCGUGCUGGAUCUUAGGAAGUAGCUGUUGCGGAGACCGACGGAGGGAGGGCGGGCGGGGGGGGGGGGGGGCGGGGGGCGACCGACGGUGAAUGU